Botrytis sinoallii is the source of this 1518-nucleotide messenger RNA. RefSeq lists its product as uncharacterized. The transcript has 3 exons. The coding region runs from base 1 to 1518 and encodes 505 amino acids. The record is from RefSeq and is a predicted model, not a curated record. Lineage: Eukaryota; Fungi; Ascomycota; Leotiomycetes; Helotiales; Sclerotiniaceae. Gene Ontology annotation, molecular function: protein binding.
AUGACAUCUAUCACAUUAUCCGAAGUGGAGCAGGCGGACAUCUUGAGACAAGGAAACGAUUUGUACAAAUCGGGCAAACUCCUACGAUCUAUAGCCAAAUAUCAAGAAUCCGCCAAUCUUGUACCGGACAAUUGCACACCCCUUGGUGAUUUAUCGGCGGCGUAUUUCGAAGUUGGGGAAUACCCAAUGUAUCGUCAAGCGCGAGAAGAGCUCUUCAAAUCUUGGGGGAAAGCGAGGACAAUGAGAAUACGGAUUUGCUCGACCCACGAAUUCUUGAAAAAUUCCUCGUUAUCGGCCAACAUUGUAAAAGCCCUCCUAAAUUCUUGGACUCAUCUGACGAAUUUCUUCUACGGUGCUACUGCCAAGGAAUACUGCUGUGUCGGCAAUGAUAAGCCUGCUUCGUUAUUUGAUCAUACCAUUGACAAGAAUGAACCUGUAUCUAAUGAUGUCUCCUUUCUAUUCGCUGGUAUUGGCGAUGCACGUAAUUUACUCCAAAUAAUCAUUGACAUUUCUGAGCUUGAAAAGAAGCACCACUUGAAGCAAAAGCAAUAUCAUCUCACCAUGGUCGAUGUCAGCCACAAUACUAUUACAAGAGACUUGAUUAUUUCUAUGUUGCUGGAAGAAUAUUCUAACCUCGAGCCAAGCUCCGAGAAAGCUGAAGAAAUUCUAUCUACUUUGUUUUAUGUCUUUAUUGCUAUCAUUAUUCCCCGCGUCACUUUCAAUCACUUAUAUCGCACCAUCGAUCGAGCCCUCUCUUUGCUACAGUUAAGCACACAGCCUUUGAAUUGGAUGCAUCUUUGUGAGGAGGACUUUUGCUUAUACAUCCAAACUCUGGAAGACUGGAAGGGCAGAGCUUUGACUUGCAUCACCACUGCCAACGCAGUAGAUAAAGUAAUCGAGCAACUGCACCGAAAUAAGAUGAUACUACCUCCAUUGUUACGUGGCGAUGAAAAUGUGCCCACUGCUUUCAAGAAAGAAAAUAAACUCUACAGGGCUACAGCGGUUCUCAUUCCUCCCACAAGACUUCUUCGAAACCACAACCCUGCAAUCCUAGCAUUACUCCAAAAUCGAGGCAGUAAUCCAGGAAAAAGCGAUGCAGCAUUAAAAAAGCAUUUGCGUGAAAACUGGAGUUUCAAUACAACCCUAAUGUAUCUCGAUUGGUAUGAUUUUCUGGAGGACAAGAAUGAUUUUGGCCUUGCCAACGAUCCUUUCCAUGACUUAAUAGACUCUCGCUCUGCAUCAGAACCCUUGCGUUCGGAAGAAAAGACUCCUGGCUCUUUAUAUUAUUACAUUACUCUAUUCUUUCAAGAUGCAGCUCGUUCCAUCAAAUUCCUCAGUGGUCGUCUUCAGGUUGAAGCUCUGUGUGAUGAUUAUGUGGAUUUUGCGGAGAAAUUAAGAUUCGGAUUGUACCGCGAUGAGAAUAGUCUACAGUCAUCAGACGCCACAGCAUCGAAACAAAUUCGUCGGAAAGACUUCCCAGUCUUGUAUGACCGGAUUCACUUGAGUAACGUACCGUGA